AUGUCAGUUCCAACAAUUGCAAUUAUUGGAGGCGGUCCUAGUGGCCUUGCUUUGGCACGGUUGUUGGAAGUCAACAAGAUAGAAUACGUUGUCUACGAACGAGACGCAACCUCUUCAGUGGAGGGCCAGGGAGGCUCUCUCGACAUCCAUGGGAAAACCGGUCAAGUUGUCUUGAAGGAAGCCGGACUGUUUGACGAGUUCAAGAAGUAUGCGCGCUGGGACGCCACCAAAACUCUUAUUCAGGACAAAAACGGAACCACGCACCUUGAGUUUGGUGAGGAACAAGAUUCCCCGGAAAUUGAUCGCGCUUCGCUGCGUAAGAUUCUGCUCGAGUCUAUUCCGCCGAGUAAGAUCAAAUGGAAUCACGCCGUUGGUAGUGUGGAAAAGCUUGACUCUGGAAAUUUUUCUAUCAACUUCAAGAAUGGCAUUUCCGUGGCAGGCUUCAAACUUGUCGUUGGAGCAGAUGGUGCAUGGAGCAAAGCACGACACUUGCUCACCUCAGCAAAGCCUCAAUAUUCGGGGAAGCAUUAUCUUGAGGCCAAGAUUUCCAAUUCAAACCCCUUCCAUCCCACUAUCGCAAAACUAGUCGGAAGUGGAAAUCUUGUAGCUAUGGGAGAAGCAAAGCAAGUAUCAGCACAAGCACAAGGCGACGGAUCCUACCGCAUCUAUCUCGGUUUGACUGUUGCCGAGGACUUUGCUACAAACGGUCCUGUAGACCUCUCUAAAGCAGACGGAGAGGUUGCACGCAGUUUUUUCGUCACCAACACUGACUUCUUCGGCACUUGGGGUUCUCCCCUCAAGGACAUCAUUACAAACUCCGAGGGUGCCUUCAGGCCCUGGCCGCUUUAUCACCUUCCGUCUGAAGCACUCUCUUGGGUUUCAGUUCCGGGUGUCACUGUUAUCGGCGAUGCGGCUCACGUAUCUACCCCGUUCGUGGGAGAGGGUGUCAACUGUUCGAUGUAUGAUUCCUAUGUGUUGGCGUCUCAAAUCGCGGAACACGGUUUGGGUCAGCUGGACGCUGCGGUUGCAGCAUACGAAAAGGAAAUGUUUGAGCGCGGGAAAGACUUGAUUGAACGAAGCAACGGCAGUGCGAGCCUUCUAUUUGCACAGAAUGCCCCCAAGCCCUUAUUAGAUGUCCUGAAGUCCUCACAGUAG
Trichoderma aggressivum f. europaeum is the source of this 1155-nucleotide messenger RNA. RefSeq lists its product as uncharacterized. NCBI's taxonomy places the organism in Eukaryota, Fungi, Ascomycota, Sordariomycetes, Hypocreales, Hypocreaceae. The transcript has 2 exons. Gene Ontology annotation, molecular function: FAD binding. The record is from RefSeq and is a predicted model, not a curated record. The coding region runs from base 1 to 1155 and encodes 384 amino acids.